AUGGACCCCGAGAAAGCGCCGACUCCGGAGGUGGGAUCAGAAAAUGGCAGCAUCAAGCCUGGUGGGACACACGUUGAGGAGUUGCGACGAGAACAAACCCACGUCGACGUUGAUCCAGCCCUACACAGAAGGCUGAACCGAAAGUUUGAUUCCCACGUGAUCCCUUUCCUUUUUGGAAUUUGGCUUCUCGCCUUCAUCGACAGAUCCAACAUCGGCAAUGCGAAGAUCGAUGGUUUGACUCAGGACCUGGGGUUGGAGACGGGCACCAAGUUCAACAUUGCCCUUCUCGUCUUUUACAUCCCUUAUAUUCUCGUCGACGUACCCAGCAACUGGAUCAUCAAACGAAUCCGGGCAGGCAUUUACUUGCCCGCCCUCAUCACCGCCUGGGGGCUUGUUAGUACAUUCCUCGGGUUCACCAAGUCCUUUGGGGGCCUGGUCGCCGCACGAUUCUUCCUAGGCGCCUUCGAGGGUGGCCUUCUGGGCGGCAUCAUUGUAUACCUGGCAAUGUUCUACCGCCGACACGAGAUCCUCUGGAGAAUGGGCAUGUUCUACUGCGCGGCUCCACUAUCAGGGGCGUUUGGUGGGCUUUUGGCGACAGGAUUGGCAACUAUUCGGUACAAUGGAUAUAACAGGUGGCCGUGGAUAUUCUUCAUUGAGGGAAUCAUAACGACUGUCUUUGGGAUUAUAUGUUUCUUUUUCAUGCCGCACACGCCGGCCGAUGCCAAGUUCCUUACCGAGGAGGAGAGAGCUCUCGCCAUGGGACGCUUGAAAGAGGAUGCACACGGUGCUACAAACGUCGCCGAUGUAAACGAGGAGAAGUUUGAUUGGCAUUGGAGCUUCUCCCUCUUUCUUCCCACCAUCAUCACCGGUCUCGGAUACACCAACACAACAACCGCACAACUCUUCACCGUACCGCCGAACUUAGCGGCCUUCGUUACUGUCCUAUUAACGUCAUUGCUGUCAGAUAGGAUCAAAGCCAGAGGACCUAUCAUGGCUGCUGGUAACGUGAUAGCCAUAGCGGGAUAUAUCAUGCUGCUAGUAGCCAAGCGUGCCCAGGUCCGGGCUGGCUGUCGAACAACCUCGCACCACACUAUGUCCGCGCAACUGGUGUGGGUUUCAUGA
This is a messenger RNA of Diaporthe batatas, 1122 nucleotides long. RefSeq lists its product as uncharacterized. Gene Ontology annotation, cellular component: membrane. Gene Ontology annotation, molecular function: transmembrane transporter activity. The transcript has 5 exons. Bases 1 to 1122 code for a protein of 373 amino acids. Gene Ontology annotation, biological process: transmembrane transport. NCBI's taxonomy places the organism in Eukaryota, Fungi, Ascomycota, Sordariomycetes, Diaporthales, Diaporthaceae. The record is from RefSeq and is a predicted model, not a curated record.